This is a messenger RNA of Triticum urartu, 1002 nucleotides long. RefSeq lists its product as uncharacterized. Lineage: Eukaryota; Viridiplantae; Streptophyta; Magnoliopsida; Poales; Poaceae. The record is from RefSeq and is a predicted model, not a curated record.
AUGGCUCAUGAGGCGGAGAGAUUCGCUUCCUACAUUAGUUACUGGGAGUCUGCAUGGAGCAGAACCUGCGGUUUCUUCAUAGACCAAACUGCACUGACUUCCAUGCAAUAUACACACUACACCCCCGGACGCAUCCCAACCAAUAGUGCCGGGUCAACCCCGGAGACCUUGCAGAUCUUGUCCAUCAAGCUCGCGGAAAUAGCUGGUGGCUUUAAGUGGCCAUUGUCAGUGUAUGGCGUGGUUGCUGCCCGUGACAUCGUGGAUCACAACCGCAACAUUCUCUUCUCCUGCAUUAGGAGCCAGGCCCAGGAAUUGAAACAUGAUGAUCCUUUUUUGCGAUUGACUGGCCCAACCCGUGCAAUUGUGUGUUCGGACACGGUCGAAUUUGAAAUCCAACUAAAAGUAAAAGGUACAACACAGUCUCAAGAUGAAGCAUUGAUCAGAUGUGCACGUGAUUGCAGUGGAGGAUUUGGUCAUGGUGUAUCUACAGUUUGCUAUAAGAACUCUCGGUGCACACUUGAGUUAUGUUUGCAGCGAGUUGCUCAAACGGUCCAGGCCACUAUCUUGGGUAUCCAAGUUGUGAAGGGGUCAUGGCCUUUUGAACAUGGCGCACGAGUUGCUUGCUCCUCGCUAUCAGGUGAAAUUGUGUGCACUGAUGCUGGACUCGCCCGUAUUAUUAAUCCCUCGUCUAGCCAAAUUGUGCUGCUUGAUUCAAAAGAUGGAGCAAAACUGAAAGGUUUUGAUGGUCACCUGCAUGUGUGGAGGCAAGUUGUCUCUGUAGGAACCAGAGGAGAAUUGGGCGUUGAGAUACAAGCCUACUCCAAAUCUGGUGAUAUUGCUACACGGGGUCAUGUUAGUUUCAUGACCAAAUUUUGCAACAUAAGCCAGGAGAAAUGUGCCCUUGAUGGCGCCGAGGUGUUGAUUACUGUUGCUUGGUCUCUUGUCCCUACGGAAAGGUGUUUAAUCGUGGAUGAUGGAAGCCGCAGAGGGAAUCUUGUUUGA